Melanotaenia boesemani (Boeseman's rainbowfish) is the source of this 1609-nucleotide messenger RNA. Its product is annotated as sterile alpha motif domain-containing protein 3-like. The coding region runs from base 128 to 1609 and encodes 493 amino acids. The record is from RefSeq and is a predicted model, not a curated record. Lineage: Eukaryota; Metazoa; Chordata; Actinopteri; Atheriniformes; Melanotaeniidae. The transcript has 7 exons.
ACUUGAACUUCGAAUUCUCCGCCAUCUUCUUCUCCCGCCUGAAGACCCCACAGGAGAAAAGAGAAAGAAAUCGGUCUACAGUGUUCUCAUAUGGUUAAAAGCAGCAACGUUUAAUGGACUCGUGAGCAUGGCUGGAAAGAAGUCUGCAAAGCUGCUGGUUUUUCUGAGUCAAGAUGACAAAAGAAAAUUGUUGCUGCCCAAUGGGAUUCCUGAGUCUGUGGAGGAGCUUUUUGAUGAUGUGAGGAGAGCUUGUGGAUUGAGGGGCAACUUCAGGGUCCAGUACCAGGACAAAGACUUUGGUGAUACAUUUGUAAAUUUGACAUGUACUGGAGACCUUGAAGAUCUAUGCACCAUCAAAGUAAUCCCUUUGCCUGAUGAAGAUGCAGCUCCUGCACAGACACAGACAGCUGUCAAUGUCAGUCUCAGUAGUGAUGAUGCCUGUACCAUUUCCGGUGAAACUGAUGACACAUUGAUUUUAAACUCACCAUCCUCUAGCCAUUCGUCAAGGACAGAGCAAUGGCCAAAAGAGUUUCCCAUUCCAAGCUUUUCAUAUGACACUGAAGUCCAGUUAGAGAGAGGAAAUGCUGCCUUUAAGGCGAACGGAACAAGGUUGACAGUCACUCCUAGGAUGAAGUCAGACAUUCUGGAGAAGGUGUCUGAUCAGAUCUACAAGUAUAAAGCCUACCCAAAAACAGCAGACUUUUGUGAGGUUUCAGAGGCACUGAUAAAGAAGCACCCCUGCUUGGCAGAGCCAGGAUCUUGGAAUGGCUGCUAUGGGUGGACACAGAGACUUAAAACCAGGAUGGGAAACCUCCGUACCCAACUGAAAGGACUUGGAUGCCCUGAGCUUGCUGUCAAUUCUCUAAAGACCAAAGCUACAGAUGACGCCUAUUCAGCAAAGAAUGUCAAGCGACCUAAACGUGGUGAGGCUAACCAUGUGCCGUCCUAUCCAGCUGGUGAGACAGCAGAUAAUCUUGAGAUGGAGCGGCAGGUACUUUUGAAGGAGGUGAAGAAAAGGAACAACGGGAGGAUCAUCCGAGAAAAAAUGGCCAAGACAUUUGCCCUCCGUAGACAAGAAAUUGUGGAAAAACAGCCCAGGGUGGAAGAACUCCUGGAGCGAUGGCCAGCGAUGUUUCAAGAACAGGAGAUCAAUGCUGAAUUCCUAAGGAUUACAACGGUACCGCUACAAUCACGGUUCUUGGCUGGUUUGGAUAAGCAGAGCAGUCAGCUUCUUCAGCUCAUAAGGAAAAAAGGUGGAGCUGUUGGUGAGAAAAUCAGGGACGCCCUUAAACCUUUGGAUCAGGGCGUGGACUUGGAUAUAAGAAGAGAGUGCCUCCUGAAGUCGUUAGUGAUUUACCUGGGUGAAGAUGUGAGCCACCUGAUCAAAGAAUACCUGGUUGUCCAAAAGGAAGAAGCGGAGGAAGAACUUGAAAAUGCCGCCAUGGCCAUCUUUGUCCUCCGCGAUGGUGACGCGCUCUCCCCUCCAAAGGACAUUGGCCUUGUCAUCGAUGGUGUUGAGAGAUUCUGCAGCCAGCUGUCUGAUCAGAGAUCCAGAAACCAGGAGCUGCAGCUGCUUCUUGGAGGUGGAACCAAGGAGGAGGAAAGUUAG